AUUGUCUCUUCCUGGUUCUACAGCAGUCUGUUGGCCUUCAGACUUCAACUAGGACACUGGCUCUGUAGAUCUGGGACAGAUCAGCCUUCAUAAUCAUUUUUGAAAGUGAGAAACUUUGACCCUGAAUUGGAAACCUCCUAGUAACCAAAAUGGGGAAGGUACUCCCAUCUGACCUGUCCAGAUUGCCAGACAACACUGCCGUGAAGCAGCAAGAACUACCUGCCCAGAAGCUACAUUUCUCAGCCAGGAAAGUCAUCUUUAUCUUUUCUGCCACAGGAUUGUUCUGCCUCUGCAUAGGCAUCACCCUUUUAUGGUCUGCCAAGGGCAACAGGGAAAUAGAGAUUAAUUAUACAAGAAAAUGUGCAGAUUGUGCAGAACUGAGGGAAAAUGCCUUUAAUUUUGACAAAAAGUGUACCUGCUCUAUUCCCUUUUAUAUUUCACAGAAAAUGGAGGGUAAUGUGUAUAUGUACUACAAAUUGUAUGGCUUCUAUCAGAACCUCUACAGGUACAUGCUAUCUAGAAGUAAUAGCCAACUGGUGGGUAAAGAUAUAAAGGCCGUUGAUGACUGUGCUCCAUUCAAAAGGUCCCACAAUGAAACCCCAAUCGCUCCUUGCGGUGCUAUUGCCAACAGCAUGUUCAAUGACACUAUCACUCUUUCAUAUAAGCUUAAUUCAUCCAUGUAUAUCAAAGUUCCAAUGUUAAAGACUGGACUUACAUGGUGGACAGAUAAGUUUGUCAAAUUUCAGAAUCCGGGUUCCACUAAUAUUAUUGAUGAAUUUGCAGGAACUGUAAAGCCCCCAAACUGGCCUAUGCCUAUCUAUUAUUUGGAUGCUGAUGACCCAGGGAACAACGGCUUCAUCAACGAGGACUUCAUUGUGUGGAUGCGCACGGCUGCCUUUGCCACGUUCAAGAAACUGUACCGGCGGCUCAAUCGAAUACACUGUUUUAUUGAAGGCUUGCCUGCUGGGAAUUAUAGCCUCACCAUAGCCUACAACUUCCCAGUUACCAGGUUCCAAGGAGAAAAAUCCGUUGUUCUUUCCACCCUGACAUGGAUCGGAAGUAAUGGCUUCUUCUUAGGUCUUGCCUAUAUGGCGACAGGAGCCAUGACGUGGUUGGCCACCGUUUUCCUGAUGGUAAUCUACUUCAUGAAAAAAGGUGGAAAUGAGUCCAUCUCCCAUUAAUAAAGUCAAGAUUUAAAAAGAAAAGUGGAGCACAGAAGUAAAGUAGCAGAGCCACAGAUUUCAUUUUUUUUCUUUUUUAAAAAAUUAUU
Molecule: messenger RNA, 1270 nt
Organism: Tupaia belangeri chinensis (Chinese tree shrew)
Lineage: Eukaryota; Metazoa; Chordata; Mammalia; Scandentia; Tupaiidae
Product: cell cycle control protein 50C-like
Exons: 9
Coding region: 150-1181 (343 amino acids)
Biological process (GO): phospholipid translocation
Cellular component (GO): Golgi apparatus; plasma membrane; endoplasmic reticulum
Source: RefSeq, a predicted model, not a curated record